Messenger RNA from Ylistrum balloti, 7180 nucleotides. RefSeq lists its product as uncharacterized. The coding region runs from base 621 to 2180 and encodes 519 amino acids. Gene Ontology annotation, molecular function: protein binding. The record is from RefSeq and is a predicted model, not a curated record. Gene Ontology annotation, cellular component: extrinsic component of cytoplasmic side of plasma membrane. Gene Ontology annotation, biological process: skeletal muscle contraction; positive regulation of voltage-gated calcium channel activity; positive regulation of protein localization to plasma membrane. The transcript has 10 exons. Lineage: Eukaryota; Metazoa; Mollusca; Bivalvia; Pectinida; Pectinidae.
ACACCGGAGCCUGACACAGCACUGACAACGCCACCAGCCUGCUACGCUUUGCUCCUCCAUGCUGGUGGAGAUAGAUGUACAACUAAUAUUGAGACACACUCAUUUUCGAGAUCAUUGAUAAACUGCCUCUGGCUCUGUUUGGCUGGCUGGGAUGUAAAAAUAUCUUUCUUAUGUAAUCCAGUGCUUGUAGUUUUAGGAUCAGUUUAUUUAUAAAGCAGGGUUUUCGUAGUUUUUUUUUUUUGAGACCCUAAGUGUGGAUAGAUCAUGAGAGCAAGGACAUGAUCUACUGCAGUAGUCAUUUAUAGCCUUUGGGAGAUUAACCCACAGUAUGGCUCAUCAGCCAGGUAUCGAUGUGUGAUUUCAUGGGAAAAUAACCUGGUACUUAUAUAGAUUUAACUCACCUGGAAACACAGGUGUGCUGAUUGGAAUACUUACCUGGUGUCUAUCUUGCUGUAUUCUUUAAAGCAGAAGAAUUUUAUUUCGUGCUGUUGGAGGUGAUUUUCUACGGUUUCAACAUGCUGUCAUUGUUUUUCGAUAUUUGCCAAAUUUUUUCUACAUAUAUGUGAAGUGUUUUGUUGUAAGGAAAUAUACAAUUCUUUGUGAAAAUUUGGGUGAAGAAUAUGCCAACAUACGAAUCUGAAAGGCCAAAUCAUCAGUCAACUAGUCCAGAAUCCUCAGGUGUGAGGCAAAAAAAAGUAGGAGGAGGGCAUGGUAAGGCUCGGCAAGAUAAUCAGCUUCAACGUCAAGCUUCUAUGACAAGGGAAGGGGGACACGAGGACAAGAUUCGCCGCCAGAUGCACAAACAGGAGAGUAAAGACAGUGGUAUUGUAACUGAAAUGUACACUCGUCCUAAAGACUUCCCUGAUACCUCUAGUCACCAUAACAAGGGAGCUGUCUCCAAAGAUCUGGCCUCGCCACGGUCCGAUAAUAGUAGUAGUAAAGACAUGCCUAAAGAAAUGACACGCUCAGAAAAGGGGGGCAGUUCAAAACCUCGCAGGACUGAGUCAGCCAAACGGUCAUCCAGUCUUAAAGGAAGCAGUAAAAAACGAAGUGGUAGUUUGAAACAUACGUCAGCAGAAGCGGACCACCAAGCCCAUGGAGGGCCGGAAGAGUCAGAGAUCGACCUGUUCACAUCCAAACAGAAUGGCUCAGUGGAGGACAUGUCAGACAAGAAGUCAGCAGCCUCCAUCAAGGGCAUGUGGAAGAAAGCCGUCAAAAACCUCAAAACUGCAUCAGAAACCAAAAUAAUCAAGAAAGGCAGUUUUAUAAAAAAGAAGCAGGUCUCCACGGAAUCAGAUGAACCAGAACCUGCACCAUCAGGAGAGAUCGACCCUGUGUACAGUUUACUUAAGUGUGCAGCAGAUCUGCCAAAAGGCGGCCCCAAGGCAUGUGGUGUUCACAGUCAAUGUUCAGGUCACCAGAGUUCUAUACGGCGAGGCAGCCCCGGGGCAGGGGGAGACAGCAGUGGCAACACUUCAAAAACUUCCAGUCCCUCGUCAUCAGCGAGUCACAGUCCAAAAGGUCGCCGAAAAAAACUGAAUGCCCGCAUGAAGAGUUUCUCCUUGGAUACACCUGAACCCUCCAAACACCACUUGGGAAUUGAUGAGAUCACGAAGAAGAAAAGCAGUUCCUUUACUAACACAUGUUUUGGAGCUGGCUCUUCUAGUCCUGUAGACAAAUAUUCCGCCGCCAAUCUACGUAAGAAAUUUGCUGCCAGUGCCAAAACUACAUCACUUGACAUCGAGGACAAGAGGAGAGGAAGUUUUGUACCAUCUCCAAAGGAAUCUCCAAAAUCGCAAAGGAAACAAUCAAAGGAAAGCAACACGACAGUUUAUGUAGCAUUAUAUAACUUCAGGGGGAAAGAGAAGGAUGAUAUGGAUCUCAGGGCAGGAUGGAGACUUUUCAUUGUCGACAGCUCUGAUCCAGAUUGGUGGAAGGGAAAAUGUAAUGGUAGGGUAGGCUACUUUCCAGCAAAGUAUGUGAUACCACUACAGUUUGCCCAGCGGGUAUAUCAGGUCACACAGCCCAUGCAUUUAACUGAAGGUGGUAACGGCAUGAAACUGCAUAAAGAUCAGAUUGUACUGCAAGUGGGAGAUGAGGUUGAGAAUGGGAUGAUCUUGGUGAGGUCAGCCAGUAAUAAACAGGCUCUUUGUCCUGUUAAAUACCUCAACGAAGUGUAGCGCAUGUGUCGUCUGCUUUCUUGUAAAUACCUCAACGAAGUGUUACCUACGUGUCGUCGCGUUCCAUUGUUUAGUUACAUCAGCAAAGUGUAGACCAUGUGUCGCCUGUCAUCUUGUAAAUACCCCCAACGAAGUGUUAACCACGUGUCGUCGCGUUUCAUCGUGUAGAUACAUCAGCAAAGUAUAGACCGUGUGCAACGAAGUGUUACCUACGUGUCCUCGUAUACAUCAGCAAAGUCUAGCGUUUGUGUCAUCUUCCAUCGUGAAAAUACUUCAACGAAGUUUUGCUUAAGUGUCGCCGCAUAUCCUUGUGAACCAUUGUGUCUUCUACCAUCUUGUAAAUACAUCAACGAAGUGCUACCUACGUGUCGUCACCUAUUAUAGUAUACAUAGAGAUAUCAGCAAAGUGUAGAGCUUGUGUCGGCUGCCAUCUUGUAAAUACUUCAACCAAGUGCUAUCUAUGUGCUGUCGUCUGGAUUUUGAGUACUCCUCAACAAAGUGUAGCCUUUAUAUCACCCCCUACCCUCGUGUGAAUACUUCAACAAAGUGUAGCCUUUAUAUCACCCUCUACCCUCGUGUGAAUACUUCAACAAAGUGUAGCCUUUAUAUCACCCCCUACCAUCGUGUGAAUACUUCAACAAAGUGUAGCCUUUAUAUCACCCUCUACCCUCGUGUGAAUACUUCAACAAAGUGUAGCCUUUAUAUCACCCCCUACCAUUGUGUGAAUACUUCAACAAAGUGUAGCCUUUAUAUCACCCCCUACCAUCGUGUGAAUACUUCAACAAAGUGUAGCCUUUAUAUCACCCCCUACCAUCGUGUGAAUACUUCAACAAAGUGUAGCCUUUAUAUCACCCCCUACCAUCGUGUGAAUACUUCAUUAAAGUGUAGCCUUUAUAUCACCCCUACCAUCGUGUGAAUACUUCAACAAAGUGUAGCCUUUAUAUCACCCCCUACCAUUGUGUGAAUACUUCAACAAAGUGUAGCCUUUAUAUCACCCCCUACCAUCGUGUGAAUACUUCAACAAAGUGUAGCCUUUAUAUCACCCUCUACCCUCGUGUGAAUACUUCAACAAAGUGUAGCCUUUAUAUCACCCUCUACCCUCGUGUGAAUACUUCAACAAAGUGUAGCCUAUAUGUCACCCUCUACCCUCGUGUGAAUACUUCAACAAAGUGUAGCCUUUAUAUCACCCCCUACCAUCGUGUGAAUACUUCAACAAAGUGUAGCCUUUAUAUCACCCCCUACCAUUGUGUGAAUACUUCAACAAAGUGUAGCCUUUAUAUCACCCCCUACCAUUGUGUGAAUACUUCAACAAAGUGUAGCCUAUAUAUCACCCCCUACCCUCGUGUGAAUACUUCAACGAAUUGUUCCCUGUCGCCACCAGUCAUUAUGUAUAUGCCUCAACAAAUACAAUCAUAUGUCGUGGUAUGCAAUUGUCCAGUUAGUUUAUACGCGUGUCAUCACUUACUGUGAUUAAAUAUUUCCACAAAGUCCCCGAGUUGUUACCAGCCAUUGUAUAUAUCAUCACGGAUGUCGAAUACUAAUAUAUAUAUAUAUAUAAAGGCUUCAUUUCUUAUAUCUGGAUAUGUACUCUCGUCCGUAAUAAGGACAAUGUCAAACUUACAAAGUCUCUUCACUAAUGAAAUUCAUUCAACGUUGAUACCAAAUGGUGAAAUCGUUAGUGGAUGUUGACAUUUCAUCUUGAGAGAGUUUUUCGUUUUCAUUAUUUUUUUUCAACUCUGUAUAUGAUAUAUUUCUUCAUUUUAAAACCAUUUUUUUUUUCAUGGCGCACGUGAGUACCACAUAUUUAAAAUAUGGAUCUGACUUACCGGAGCGUCAACUUGUGUACGUCAAGGUGAUAUACCAGUUUUCACUGAAGAAUUAUUGAUGUAUUGAACUUUUCCAUGUUUAUUGAAACUUCCUUUAACCUCGGUAACUUCGGAUUCUUUCGUUGAGACAGUGCAUACUCCUAAUUAUAAAACAAUCUUGAAUAUUUAUCAAAGGAUGAAGUCAGAGCAAAAUAACACUAAUAUUGUAUAUAUUGUUUAUAAUGGUCUCCUUUCUGGGUGACGAUAUGCCGUUGUAUUCAGAUACAAAGCUUUUGUAUGUUAUUUGUCGUACUUGAAAGGUCCAUGUAUAACAACUGUGAUUGAUUCCCCCUAUAUCUGUAAGAGCGUGUGCGGUGUCAAAUUUCCUUGUGAUAACCUUGUUUCGAGCUCUAAUAUUCACUUUGGUGUAUAGAUCUGUACAAAGAUUGGGUGACGUAAUAAAUUACCUACAUACAUGAUUCAUCACAUAUAUAUCAAAGUUAGUAAACCCUAUAGAGAUAUUGUUACUGUAUAAACAUUCCAUGUACCUUUGUGUGAAAAAAGAACUAAUGACAAAUGCUAGAAGUGAUUCAGAAAUCACUAUUUAACAAAAUGAAUAUAUUGAAAUAUUAUUCUCUCCUAUCAGAUGUUGUCCCACCACGUGCCUCCCUCACUCGUGUUAUCACAUACAAUAUGAAUCACGUGUCAAACCAAUACCAGACAUGUUUUACACCUGUGAUACUGUUGGAUUUAUUAGUUAUUUAUAGAAUUAUCAUCGUUAUUAUUUGCUGAAUUAUGCAUCAACAAGUUGUGUAGAAUAUUUAGCCACGCUGAACAGAUAUGUUAUUGUUUUAAGGUGAAAGUAACAUGUACUUAGGUGUCUUGUUUGGCAUCCGUCUUCCUGAUAAUCUAAGUUUAUUCAUGAUUUUUUCCUCAUUUCCCCCUGUCCAGUUCAGUUUAUUGUAGCUUUUCGUCAUAUUAACAGCCAGGAUCAUUUAGGGAUUUACCAGGUUUGGGUGGUAGAAGAAAGCAGUACCUGGCACCUGCUCCACAUACCCUCAAACCCGCCACCUAGAGGUGGUAGGCUAGUGAUAAAGACAGUCACACGCCGUCAUCAAACUAUUGCUUAUGUCAACUUUAUUUGUAUAUUUGUCAAUUGGCAAUCGUUCAUUUACAAAGAAAAUUGUGAAUAUUUGCCCACUGUUAAUGUAUCUAGGGCGACUGUGUGUAAAUAUUCCAAACCAUCCAUGAACAUCACUGGCUAUGUAUCUGUAUGUGAAUUUUCCUCUCACGAUCAUUGUUUUUUGGAAUGUUUUUGCAAAUUUUACCAGAUAAUUCAGUGUCUAGUGAACUUCUUCAUACUAGAAUGUAUUUAUAUUCUGACUUUCAGGUCUAUUCUUACCUUUUCCUGGCCACCACGUUUCCGACAUACUUCUGUAUACCUUGUACAUGUUACACAUUCCCUAUCGUUUCUGUUGUAUAUAAUCUCUUUGUUGAGUUUUCGUAUUUUUGUUAAUAAUUUAGUUGAACAUGAAUUGUAUAUCUUGUUACAUAAUUAAGGUUGUUGGUAUGUGGACAUGCCUGUGUAAUGAUAUAAAAUAUGUUAUUAAAUACUGACCGUGUCUAUUUGUGUUCGGUAGAAAGCACGCAAGACAGCGAAUAUGUAUAAAGUUAUGUGAAUGUCAGAACCAGUGUAUAAAGUUGAAUGCAAGUUCAUGUUAGUAAAUUUGUACAUAAGUUUCUUUUUCUUUGCCAAAUUGAUUUUUUGUUUAAAUUACACAAAAACAAACAAAAAAGUGUUGAAUCUAGACUUCCGAGUCUACCAGGCGCUGGGUCGCUGUGCCAGUAACUAUGCGUCUAGGUCUGGAAACUACCGGUGAAUGUUUUCAUCUUGGGGACUGUACUAGGGGCUAGUAGGGUCAUAGUCACAGAAUCAGCGGUUGUAUCUCUGUACUUGGUCACUGUACCAGUGGGAGUGUCUAUAUCUAGGUCUGUCAUUGUACCAGGGGCUUGGUCACUGUACCAGUGAGACUGUCUAUAUCUAGGUCUGUCCUUGUACCAGGGGCUUGGUCACUGUACCAGUGAGACUGUCUAUAUCUAGGUCUGUCAUUGUACCAGGGGCAUGGUCACUGUACCAAUGACGGUUCUGUACCAAGACGAAGUGCAUUGUGCAAACGGUCACUGAUCCAGGAAUUGUUUCCAAAACAUCGACCUAAUGCCUAAAGUAACCUGAGACCCGAUGUGUGUGGUUCGAUUUCUUUCCGGGAUGGUGUUCUCAUGAAGCUGUUAACAUGGCAUACCGUCAUGUAUUGCCGUGAGACACAUCUCUCCAGUUCCCUUGGAUAACAUGUGGUUGGCUUUAUGUAUAGCGAUCUAGACCUUACAGUCUCUAAAUCAACCUGCCUAUUAGCAGGGCUAUUAAUCUAGCACACUCUCUACAGGGGUUUUAAGUGGUGUAAAUGUUCAAACUCAUAUUGUAAAAAUUAUAUGCCGUGACUUAGUUAUCCCCGACAGCCUGAACAAAUAGCAAGCAAAUAAUUUCCCUGACCGAUACUAAUUGGAUUUGAAAUGACAUUAUAUUACCCCGAUUUGUUGUUGCAAAGCUACCAUCACGAUGAUGACAGUUGUGACUACAUUUUCAUCUGUCUCCAAAGUAUACUGCACCACUGAUGACCUCGUAUUUUGUCUAUAAAUUUCCCCAGUGAUCAACAGCUAUCCAUUUAUCUCUCCUAAAUGAAAGAUACAUGUUUGUACAUGCAUAUUUCCAAUUACGCAUGCGCCUUUGUAUAGUCGGUGCGGUCGGUGAAGGCUUCGGACAUACGUUACAUUGAAAUGCAAAGAGUAAUAUUGCUAAUCGAAAAUCAAAUUAUUCACAUUCAAAUAUCGACGAAGUUCAUUAAUGCAAAAAAUAGGGUAUGCAAUUUAAAAUUUUCGUAUGCAUUUUUUUUGUACUAGAAAUUCGAUUUUUGGAAGGCCAUAUAUAUGUAAUUUAUACAAAAAUGUAUCGUCCGGUUGUACAUGGAGAGAUCAGGUGGGCUAUAUAGAGUUUUGCUUGUUUGGUUUGAUAUCUGCCUCGUGAAAGUUGUUCGGUAACCAUGACGAUCAAUAUGGUGGUGGUGGUUUACUACCUUGUUUUCCUACCAGACUUUAAUAGCCCCCACGUGCCAAGACAAUGAAAUAAAUCUACAACAAACA